Messenger RNA from Apis florea (little honeybee), 1451 nucleotides. RefSeq names its product Alg7 dolichyl-phosphate N-acetylglucosaminephosphotransferase (gene Alg7). Gene Ontology annotation, cellular component: membrane. NCBI's taxonomy places the organism in Eukaryota, Metazoa, Arthropoda, Insecta, Hymenoptera, Apidae. Gene Ontology annotation, molecular function: UDP-N-acetylglucosamine-dolichyl-phosphate N-acetylglucosaminephosphotransferase activity. Gene Ontology annotation, biological process: dolichol-linked oligosaccharide biosynthetic process. The record is from RefSeq and is a predicted model, not a curated record.
UAUAAGAUUUUAAAAAUGUUCAAUGUAAAAUACAAUGAAGAUACUUGGAAAUUUAUUUUUCCAAUUUUAAUUAACUUUUUUAUGUCAAUUAUCAUGUAUUUUUUAACUAUACGUUUAAUCCCAAAAAUAAAAAAUAUGUUUAUUAAAGCUAACCUAUACGGUAUUGAUAUGAAUAAAAAGAGUGGUGAAAAAGUGCCUGAAGCUUUAGGUGUUGUUACUGGAUGUCUUUUUCUUAUAACACUCUUUUUGUUUAUUCCUAUACCAUUUACAAAAUAUAUUCUUAAUGAUAUAAAUUUUCCUCAUAAUGAGUUUAUGGAGUUUUUGGCAGGUUUACUUUCAAUUUGUUGUAUGUUACUAUUGGGUUUUGCUGAUGAUGUUUUGGAUCUUCGGUGGCGUCAUAAAUUAUUAUUACCAACUAUUGCUUCAUUACCACUUUUGAUGGUGUAUUAUAUUAAUUUCAAUUCUACAUUAAUUAUUGUGCCAAAACCCUUAAGACCAUGGUUUGGUUUCUCAGUAGAUCUCUGCAUAUUUUACUAUUUAUAUAUGGGGAUGCUAGCAGUAUUUUGUACAAAUGCCAUAAAUAUAUUAGCUGGUAUAAAUGGUUUAGAAGUUGGACAAAGCUUAAUAAUUUCAAUUAGUAUUCUUCUAUUUAAUCUAAUAGAAUUAUCAGGAGAUCUUUGGAAAGCACAUCAAUUUUCAUUAUAUUUCAUGCUUCCAUAUAUAGCAACAUCAUUGGGAUUAUUAAAAUUUAAUUGGUAUCCAGCACAAGUAUUUGUAGGUGAUACUUUUUGUUAUUUAUCUGGAAUGACAUUUGCUGUUGUUGGUAUUAUUGGACAUUUCAGUAAAACAACUUUACUUUUUUUCAUUCCACAAAUAAUUAAUUUUCUUUAUAGUGUGCCACAAUUAUUUCAUUUUAUACCAUGCCCUAGACACAGAUUGCCGAAAUAUAAUAAAAAAACUGAUAAAUUAGAAAUUAGUACUACAGUAUUUAAUAAAAAAGAUAUAGGCAUUAUAGGUAAAUUUAUAGCAUGGAUAUUUAGGAUAAACAUAAUAAAAUGGCAAGAAGAUGAUAAAGGUAUUGUUACUUGUAAUAAUUUUACAUUAAUUAAUUAUGUACUUAUAAAAACUGGUCCGAUGAAAGAACCUACACUUACAUUGAUUUUAUUGCUAAUUCAGAUUAUUAGCAGUUCAUUAGCAUUUCUCAUAAGAUAUCCUCUUGCUUCUAUCUUCUAUGAAGUUUAAAAACAUAUAUUUAAAAAGUACAAAAUUACUUUGUUGUUUUAUAAUGAAGUAAUAUAUGUAUAUUAUGUAAAAAAAUUUUUUACAUAAAAUCUUUUAAAAUAUAGUUUUAUACUUUGUAAUCAUUCUGAGUGUACAUUUAUGAACAGUUAUAUAUUAUGUAAAUAUUAUUUUUUAUUAAUAUAAAUAAAUAAAAUAUAUUUUUUUCCAGU